This is a messenger RNA of Caenorhabditis bovis, 2331 nucleotides long. Lineage: Eukaryota; Metazoa; Nematoda; Chromadorea; Rhabditida; Rhabditidae. The record is from the annotation of a GenBank genome assembly.
AUGGCACACAAAUCAGCUUCGUUCAAAGCCGGUUUUUCUUCAAGUACAUCCUCAAUUGACGAUGCUUUUUCAAAACCGGUUGUUCGCAGAAGAUUCCAAAACACUAUUGCUCAGCAUAAUCUCAGUGAAACCACUGACGAUACCGUUCUUCCAUCAGUCUCAGACGAUUCUUCAUCUCCGCAUAACCGGGCGCAGGUUUUCUCACCGCCGAUCAGCAUUCCAGAAACAUUGUCAGAUGGAAACGCAGACACUAAUCUUUCAAGUUCAGACAGCGAAUCUGAUAUACCAGCAUCAAGUCAGAAUUCAACGGGUUCAUUAAGUCGAAAAUUAGAAUCUUCCAAAAUUACAACAGAACAGCCUAUAAGAGAAAAAAAGUCGAGGCCGUAUGAGUUUGAAGAAGACGACGGAGUUGCGCAGCCUAAUUUCAAAAAAUUAAAGGAGGAACCGCAAGGAAUUGUUGGCGCAAAAUUCAUUCCGAAAAAGGACAAAAAGCCAGUAUAUAAUCAUAGAUGGAACUCUGAUGACGCUGAAGAAGAUGAGGAUGAUAUUCCACCUCCACGUCAAUCUUCCUCUUCCUCAAAAUCCGAUUCAUUUGCUUUCGAUGAACGAAAACCCAUUCAACCAGUACUAUCUGCCCAACCAAGACGUCCCAUUUAUUGCCGUCAACCGAAACCUUCCUCGUCGUCAUCAUCAUCUUCCUCCUCGUCUGCAGCAUAUCUUCGCAUGAAAUCCCGUGUUAAGAACGUCAAAGAUCCGAACGAAAUCCUCGAGUCUGGCGAAUAUGACGAUUUUAAACAAGACAUCGUGUACAUUCUGAGCACAUUGCGCAACAAAUCGUCUGCUGUGAAUGUCAAAUGUCUGAGCGCCAUCUCGCUGGCUCGUAAAUGCGUCAUUCCCGAGUUUCGGCAGUUUAUCAAAAGCGAGGGAAUGGGGAGUAGCGUGUUCCGCGCAUUGGCAGAUGCUCCCGAGAAUGAGAUUUUCGCGCUCACCGCGUCCACCGUCAUUUAUCUGCUGUCGCGCGAUUUCAACGCGGUCAAAAUCGAUUUUCCGUCGUUGAAAUUGAUCUCGCAGCUGUUGCGUGUCGAAACGCUUGGAGAGGAAUGCGAUGAAAGGGAGAGAAUGCUGAAUAUGGUUUGGGAUGUGUUCAACACUUACAUUGAGAAACAAGAAGUUGGAGGAAGAAAGGUGACAUUUGAAAUGAAGAAAGAGAAUAUUUGCGCAUCGUCGCUUGUUUUGGAAGCAAUGGUGUUCAUUAGUACUCGAUGUUCGAACGACGAAGCAUUCAAGACGGAGCUUCUCAACUUGGGAAUUCUCCAAUGGAUCGUCGCCAAAGUCGAAGCGAUGGUGAACAAAUUGGAGAAUGAUGAUGAGGAUGAAACCGCUGCCGUGAUGACACUCGAUCGAUGCUUCAGAAUCCUUGAAAACUGCUCGAUGCUCCACAAAAAGAAUCAAGCAUUCUUGAUUUCCCAUCGUGGAAGUACUUUGAUUAACAUGCUCGCCAAAUGCUUGCGAUUGAUGCACGAGAAAGCCGUCAAAAUUUCUGAAGAUCGCGCCGAAAAAUUGAUGUCGGUUUUAGCAUUAAUGGCAAGAGUCCUCAUCAAUUUGUCGCAUGAAAAUGAAUUGUGUUGCUCAAAAUUGGGUCAAAUCGAUGGAUUUUUACCCGCUUGCCUCAUGUCAUUUACAUAUUUGGCGCCGAAAUAUGCCGGUGAUGACAAGAAAUUUGAUAUAUAUGUUAUGAUGUCCUCAUUAUUAACCAAUCUUGUUGAAAGGUGUAAUGUGAAUCGAAAAAAACUAAUUGGAAUCAAUGUUAAAGUUUGUGAUGUUGACGGGCAAGUUAGUGAAGCAGAGUCACUUCAAGCAAUAACCAAGCUAUUCGUUCAUCAUGAAUCUCAAGCAAAAACCAUCGACGAAGAUUUGGAUAAAGAAUUGGCUUUCGAGGAAUGUGAAGGGGAGGAAAAUGAAGAUGAUGGUAGUAGCGAUGAUGAAGACGGUGCGAAGAAAGAUGGACGACUUGACAGAAACAAAAUGGAUGAUAUGAACGAUGAUGAUAUGGUUAAUGCUGUGCAACAAGUCAUGACUAAGGCUCAUGCUCAUAUGGAAGAUAGUAUUAUUGCGUCGUAUCUCGCUUUAUUAAUUGGAUGUCUUCUUCAGCAAAAUGAGGAGCACGUUGACGAAGUCAGAAAAGAGUUGCCUGACGGAAGCUUUGCGAAGAUGCUUGAACAACUUCAGCGCUUCUUGGAUUUCAUGAAAGUUACAUUAGAGAAAAAGGGCGGUAAUGCGGGAUGUCGAGCGAUCGAGAAGAUCAUUGAUCUUCUGGAGAGACUCGAAUAA